AUGGCGAUAUUAAAUAUGACACCACCAACCACUACGGACUCCCCCAUGAACCACACGGCCGUCGUUACAGCAGCCCACAUUGCAAGUGCUAUCCCUGUUACCAAUAUAACCGAUGAAGACCGAUAUAUUCCAUAUCAUGACCGGCCGGAAACAUAUAUUGUUCCCAUUGUAUUUGCAAUAAUUUUUGUAGUUGGCGUGCUGGGAAAUGGAACGUUGGUGGUGAUAUUUUUGAAACAUCGAUCAAUGAGGAAUAUUCCGAACACGUACAUCCUUUCACUAGCACUGGCAGAUCUCCUUGUGAUUCUCAUAUGCGUUCCACUUGCCUCAAUUGUUUAUACAUUUGAAUCGUGGCCAUGGGGUGAUACUCUGUGCCGUAUAACCGAGUAUGCAAAGGACGUUUCCAUAGGUGUAUCUGUGUUUACGCUAACAGCUCUCUCGGCAGAACGUUACUGUGCCAUCGUAAACCCGCUGAGGAAGUUACAGACGCGGCCUCUUACUGUUUUCACCGCAACCAUGAUAUGGUUGCUGGCCAUACUGUGUGCAACCCCAGCCGCCAUUGUUUCGGAUACGGUUCCAGUGGUAUUGGACAAUGUAACAAAUAUGACGAUUUACGUCUGUACGCCAUUUGGACCGGAGAGUCCAUAUCAGAAAGUGUACAUCAGAUAUAACGUCAUUGGGAAAGCAAUCACCUACUAUUUGCUUCCACUCUCAAUUAUUGGAGUGCUAUAUGCGUUGAUGGCCCGUCGGCUCCAUUUGAGUGCACGUGAAAUGCCGGGGGAGAUAUCAGGACCACAGAGUCGAACACAAGCCCGGGCCAGGCGUCAUGUCGCCAGGAUGGUUGUGACGUUUGUUAUCGUGUUCAUAGCAUGCUUCCUGCCGUGGCAUGUCUUCCAACUAUGGUUUCAUCUAAAUCCAAACGCCGACGAGGACUAUGAUGACUUCUGGCACGUUGUCAGGAUUGUAGGAUUUUGCUUUAGUUUCCUGAAUUCAUGCGUGAAUCCUGUAGCUCUCUACUGUGUAUCGGGUGUAUUUCGACAGCAUUUCCAUCGCUACCUUUGCUGUCGCCAUACGCAACAACCACAUCGGCUAGGACACCACUCAUCUGCGACUGGCGUUUGCGAUACCAGUUUCAUGUCCGUUCGUCGGACCACCGUCAAUCAUCACCCCACUGCAAAUCACGGACUAAGCAACAAUUCCACCCUAACCUCGAAUUAUCAUCACCACCAUCACAACAACGUGCAACGCCAAACCUCGUUGCAAUUGCAGCACAGUGUCAUCAAUAGUAAUGGCAGCUCAUCACCAACGCAUAGCAUUAUCAUGAGUGAAGCCAGUUGUCAUAUUCGAUUCGGAUUUACGACGAAUAUACUCCAGGCACGUGUUAAUGAUACACAGGCCCAUUGGAACUCCAUAUUCCAAGAUGCGACAAUAAACACUUUGUGCUGUAAAAAGUAA
Molecule: messenger RNA, 1452 nt
Organism: Hermetia illucens (black soldier fly)
Lineage: Eukaryota; Metazoa; Arthropoda; Insecta; Diptera; Stratiomyidae
Gene: CCHa2-R
Product: neuropeptide CCHamide-2 receptor
Exons: 7
Coding region: 1-1452 (483 amino acids)
Biological process (GO): G protein-coupled receptor signaling pathway
Cellular component (GO): membrane
Molecular function (GO): G protein-coupled peptide receptor activity
Source: RefSeq, a predicted model, not a curated record